Messenger RNA from Punica granatum (pomegranate), 1444 nucleotides. NCBI's taxonomy places the organism in Eukaryota, Viridiplantae, Streptophyta, Magnoliopsida, Myrtales, Lythraceae. The record is from RefSeq and is a predicted model, not a curated record.
CCCAGUGUCACUAUUUCUUGGAAGAACUUGAAUAUAUAUUUAUUGAUAGCUCCUAAGAAGAACCAGAAGAAGCAAGAGCAGAGAAUGAUAGGGUGGGGAGAUGUGUAUAAGGUAAUUGUGGCCAUGGUGCCUCUCUAUGUUGCCCUAUUGAUGGGCUACGGCUCGGUGAGGUGGUGGCGCAUAUUUAACCCUGAGCAGUGCGAUGCAAUAAACCAUCUCGUAUGCUAUUUCACGCUGCCUCUGUUCGCGUUCGAGUUCACCUCCCAUGUCGACCCCUUUGAGUGGAACUUUAUGUUCAUCGGGGCGGAUGUCAUCUCUAAAGUCAUAAUUGUGGCGGUGCUGGCGUUCUGGGCCAAGUUCAGUACCAAAGGGAGCUACGGAUGGUCCAUCACGAGCUUUUCCUUGUGCACCUUGACGAAUUCGCUCGUUGUCGGGGUGCCCCUUAUUAAGGCUAUGUAUGGCCAGAUGGGGGUCGACCUCGUGGUGCAGUCAUCGGUCGUGCAAGCGAUCAUAUGGCUCACAAUCCUCUUGUUCGUCCUAGAGGUCAGGCGUGCGGGGCUCGAUAUCUAUUCCUCUUCUUCUGAAUCUUCACCGGUGCCGAGUUCUCAAAUUAUAUCAACAACUAAUCCGGUGAAGGACUUGGAAGGUAGGAACGAGGUUGAAAUGAGUAGCUCAAAAGCACGGUCCUUCUGGUACUUGAUGCGUGUCGUCGGGCUAAAGCUCGCCAUGAACCCAAACUCAUAUGCCUGCAUUAUCGGCAUCAUUUGGGCUCUCAUUGCGAAUAGGUGGCAUGUUGAGAUGCCAAGUAUUAUGGAAGGAUGUGUGUCGAUCAUGUCAAAAGCUGGAACUGGCACUGCCAUGUUUAGUAUGGGCAUCUUCAUGGCCUUACAGGAGAAGUUGGUGGCAUGUGGGACCAGCCUGACCAUAUUCGGGAUGGUACUUAGGUUCAUAGCGGGACCGGUCGCUCUUGCCAUUGGGGCCAUAGCCGUGGGCUUGCACGGCGAUGUUCUCCGAGUCGCCAUCAUUCAGGCGGCAUUGCCACAAUCGAUCACGUCCUUCAUCUACGCCAAAGAAUAUGGAUUGCAUGCGGAUGUGCUUAGCACGGCGGUAAUAUUCGGCAUGAUGGUGUCCCUCCCAGUGUUGAUUGCUUACUAUGCAAUCCUGGAGUUCGUACACUGAUAUACCGAUGUAGACAGAGAUUUCACCAAGAUGCCGAAGAGAUUCUUCAUGUUUAGUCGUCCUAAUUAAUUUAGUUUCCAUCAUAUAAUUGAUAUUUUCAACUUCUUCUUUGUUGUACCAUUUUUGUUACCCUUUGCUGUGUUCAGUCUUAAAAAGUUAAGCAUCGAUCUCAUGGAAAAACAAUGAUGACACAUUCCCAACAAAUCUUUAAUUAAUUUGAAAUGUGUAUAAAUGGGCCUUUUUGAAGGUCUGAGUCAUCAACUCA